AUGAGAUUCUCGCAUUUCUUAAAAUACAAUGCAGUCCCUGAGUGGCAGAACCAUUAUAUGGAUUAUAUCGCAUUGAAAAAUCUAAUAUACACAUUACAAACUGAUGAAUUGAAGGAAAAUGAUGCUCGUCCGACUUCCCUUACUAAGGAAGAAUGUAAUGAUAAAAACGAUGAUAUACAUGAAACGACACAUUUUAGUUCAGAAGAUUUAGAAAACAAUACUGGUUCAUCAUCUACAGAUUUAUUUAAUAGGAAUUUUGCUAGGAAGUUUAAAAAUACUUUUUUCAAGAAGAAAACCAAAUCGAAACAUUCAACCAGUUUUAAUGAGCAUGUAGAAGAUCCAGAAAAUGAACAAACGUUCGAAUUAGGGGAUUUGAGUACAAAGAAUGAAAAUAAAGACAAAGUGAAAAGUGGUUCCAGUAAUAAACUGAAGGAUACAUUAAGGAAACCGAAGGGGAGGUUAUUUAGUUCUCGAGCAUCAUCAAUUAGUAGUGAUGGCAAGACAUUAUAUGGAUCUUAUGACUCUUUCGUUUCCAGUUUAACAGAUGAGAAAAUUAAAGUAGACGAUUUUUAUAAAAGAACAGAGGCCAAAUUUUAUGAAAGACUAGAUAAUUUAAUUCAUGACUUAGAGAAAGAAGGUGUCACUCAUAUAAACGAACGAUUUUUCCCAUCAGAGGAAUUAAGUUCCGAAGAACAAAAUCAAAUAAAACCAUUGGAUAUUACAAAUACAACCAAUAUUGAAUCAUUUGAACUACGUUCGCAAAGGCCUUCGACUGAAUUGAGAAGUCGCUAUGAUUACUCGGAAGAUGGUGACGAAGAUGAUGAAGACGAAGAAGUGGAUGAUUUUGAAGCUACUCAUGAUAAUACAGCAUUAUUAAACUAUUCGCAAUUCAAUAUAAAAUCUCAAAAAAAAUCCUUACUAAAACAAUCCAUAAUAAAUUUAUUUGUCGAUUUGUCACAAUUGAAAUCGUUCAUUGAAUUAAACAAAAUGGGGUUCUCCAAAAUCACUAAGAAAGCUGAUAAAGUUCUACAUUUAAAUACAAGAGCUGAAUUGAUUGAAAAUGAAAGUUUUUUCAAAGAUACUUAUAUCUUCUUACCAGAGACAUUCAAUAUCCUUAAUACAAAAAUUUCAGAAUUGAUUGAAUUUUAUGCUAUAAUAAAGGGGAGACCUGCUGAAAUUGAGAGUUGUAAACAAGAUUUGAAAUCAUUCUUACACGAUCAUAUUGUAUGGGAAAGAAGUAAUACUUGGAAAGAUAUGUUGGGUUUAUUAUCCCAAAGCAAAGAUAUACAGACUGAUGUUAGUGAAAAGGAGUUAGAAGAACAAAAACGUCAAAUAAAGUUGAACUUGCCAUUCAAAGCAUGGAAAUUACCGAAACCAAUUACAAUUAGAAAUAUUGAAAUUGAACAGUUGAAAUUACCAGCGUUAUUUUUCACUUGGAAAGCCUUUAAGCUAGCAUUCAUUAUAACGUUAACAGGUGUUUUAUUGGGUAUCAAAACUUUUAAUGAUCCUGUAGAAGGUAGAUGUAUGGCAUUGGUUGAAUGUGUAGCAUUCUUAUGGGCAAGUGAAGCUAUUCCGUUACAUGUAACAGCUCUUCUUGUUCCAUUAUUGUCCGUAUUAUUUAGAGUAUUCAAGAAUUCCGAUGGUACAACAAUGGGUGCUGUAGAUACAUCUACUACAGUGUUAUCAGCAAUGUGGUCUUCAACAAUUAUGAUUCUAUUGGCUGGUUUUACCCUGGGUGCAGCGUUAUCAGAGUAUGAAAUUGCAGAAGUCUUGGCAUCUUGGCUAUUAGCAUUUGCUGGGACAAAACCAAGAAAUAUUCUAUUGAUGGCAAUGUCGGUGGUUUUCUUCCUUUCAAUGUGGAUUUCAAAUGUCGCAUCACCGGUCUUGACCUACUCAUUGUUAACUCCCCUAUUGGAAACAUCUGACGCAACAUCACCAUUCGCAAGAGCCUUAAUUAUGGGUGUUGCUUUAUCUGCGGAUCUCGGUGGGCUAGCUUCUCCAAUUUCAUCACCACAAAAUAUUAUAUCAAUGGAGUAUUUGAAACCAUACGGUAUUGGGUGGGGUCAAUUUUUUGCAGUGGCUUUACCAACAGGUGUAUUAGCCAUGUUAUUAGCAUGGGGGUUGGUUUGUGUAACAUUUAAAAUGCAUAAGACUAAAGUGGAAAAAUUCACUCCAAUAAGGACAAAAUUUACCAUUAAACAAUAUUAUGUCAUAUUUGUAACACUAGGAACUAUUAUUCUGUGGUGUGUGGAAGCACAAAUAGAAGGAGCAUUUGGAUCAUCAGGCCAAAUUGCUGUUCUACCAAUGGUCCUAUUUUUUGGUACAGGUUUAUUAACAACUGCUGAUCUGAAUGCAUUUCCUUGGUCUAUUGUAAUAUUAGCAAUGGGUGGUAUUGCGUUGGGUAAAGGUGUUUCCUCUUCAGGGUUAUUAGUUACCGUUGGUAGAGCAUUGCAAAGAAAAAUUGAAUCUGAUGGUAUUAUGGCUAUUUUAUGUAUUUUCGGUAUAUUGAUGUUAGUUGUUGGUACUUUCGUUUCCCAUACAGUUUCUGCAAUUAUUAUCAUUCCAAUUGUUCAGGAAGUUGGUGAUAACUUGAGCGAUCCAAAGGGUGCACCGAUAUUAGUCUUUGGGUGUGCAUUACUAGCUUCAGCUGGUAUCUGCUUACCAAGUAGUGGGUUCCCCAACCAAAUUGCCAUAUCGAUGCUCGAUAAAAAGGUAAUCGAUAUUUGA
This is a messenger RNA of Naumovozyma dairenensis CBS 421, 2727 nucleotides long. RefSeq names its product SPX domain-containing inorganic phosphate transporter (gene PHO87). Gene Ontology annotation, biological process: monoatomic anion transmembrane transport; phosphate ion transport; polyphosphate metabolic process. The transcript has a single exon. The record is from RefSeq and is a predicted model, not a curated record. Gene Ontology annotation, molecular function: phosphate transmembrane transporter activity. Bases 1 to 2727 code for a protein of 908 amino acids. Lineage: Eukaryota; Fungi; Ascomycota; Saccharomycetes; Saccharomycetales; Saccharomycetaceae. Gene Ontology annotation, cellular component: membrane.